AUGAAUCGCCUCACUCGGACACGCAGCCAACACUUUGUCGGCUCGCCCCGAAAGGUCGCCUCGCCGAUGAAGCAGAAACACGCUCAUGCCUUAGCCCUCGGGUUAGGCCGGCAUGCCAGCAAACGUCGGCGCGUCGGGUCGACGGGCAUCACGGCGCGUUCUGUCGAUACCAAUGAGGAGGCGGAUCAGGAGGAAAUCGAGAAUGAGGAUGAGUCGGCAGUGAAGCGGGCCAAAGGGAAGGGCAAGGAGAAGGUGAAAGGGUGGGAACCGCUCAGCUCCGAGGGGGGCUCACAACGGGUCAACAGAGGGGUGGAGGUGGUGAUCUAUACCAAUAGGCGGGGGAAGGGGAAGGGACGAGCGGGAGCGGUACCGGCGGAGAAGGAUGUGUUUGACGGAAGUCCACGCAAGAGGAAGCGGAAAGAUGUGGUUGCCGACAGCACAGAAGAAGUCACAGAGCAGGAGGACGAGGGAGGCGGUAUGGUGGUGGAGGCUAGUAUCGCAGGAUCGGGGAGCUGGGUGGAGAUAGAUGAGGAUGACCAGGAUGAGGAAGAGCCAGAGUUCAUCGCCGAGAGUGACCAACACCUGCUUGCCGACGCACCCGCUUAUGCUUUACAUCGACUCAAGAAGGCUGAGCUCAUCCGGCUUUGGCGAGUCGCUGGAAUGUGGAAGGAGGAAGACGAUGGCGCCACGACGUCAUCGACGGGGGAUGACGAUGGGCUCGCUAAGAAGGAUCUCGUAGAUGGGCUCAUCGCGGCACGCAAGCCUGAAUCUCCCCGUCGGAUCUCGCCACUCCCAUCACCCCGCGCCCUACUUCGAGCCAAAGCAGCUGCGGGCCACAAGUCCCGUUCCUCCCUCUCCUCCCGAUUCCCCAGCCCAUCGCCGUCAUUAUCACCCCCUACAGAACUGGACCAAGCUUCUGUGUCAAUACCGAACAGGAAGAUCACUCGCAUGGACAUCGAUGCCACUCCCAAAGCCGUCGUCAGGACGAGGGCUCGCACGAAGCCCAUACGUACCACCGACGGGACACCAGCACGGGGGUCUGCAUCGCGCAGACUGGGUACGAAAGUCCGUAAGAAUGGGCGGGUCGCUAGGUUUGGGGAUGAUGUGAAGAGUCCGGCUCAUGGCCUUGUCGCCAAGAAAGACAGACAUGAAACAUCUUCGCUAUCGUCCCUGUACACGACGACUGACGACUCUGGCUCCGAUAAUGCUCCUGUCGCCAGGACUACCCGUCGUACUCGGAAGAGGGCCCAGAGCCAGUCGAAACGCCAUUCAGACUCCAGCGAUGAGCGAGCCAACGCUACAGAGGGCAGUGCGGACGGGAGCGACGAGGACGCACAGUCUAGUUCGCGACCGCACGACCCAACUCCCCUCGUUGCGCGGCUACGGUCGAGAACGAAAUCACUCGUCGAGAUUGCCCCACCUCCAAGCGAGCCAGACGCGGACGAUGAGAAUGAGGAGACGGAGGACGAGGAGGACGCUUCGCCGGGGCCGAGCAGGAGGACGCGGAGUCAAGGCAAUCUCUUUGAUUCGAGUGAUUCUGGGCGGACGUCCAGCCAGAAUCAAUUGCGUCGAGGGAGCAAGGUGGAAUCCGCGGAGGCUGUUCGGGAAGACGACGAUGAUGAGAUGGAGCUUGAUGAGGAUGCCGCUAUGGCCAGCCCUGACGAAAUAAACGACGAGGAAGUGGAUGACGACACAACUUCAGAUGGGAACGAAGCGGACGCCGACGAGCAGACCGAGACUGAGGCGCCGGUCCGUACCACCCGAUCUGGCAAGGCGUUUGGGGAACUCCGGUCGCGGAGGUGGAAAUUGCGGCAGGAGGCAAUGGACGAUCCAGAUAUGGAGGUGGAUGAGGACGAAGGUGGGGAGGAGGCCGAGGACGAAGAGGAAGAGAUGGAGGAGUCAGACGAGGGGAGUGUGCAGGAGUUUGACAUUGACCUGGACGACGCGACAGCCGCUUCAUUGACGAGACUCUUACGCGAUGAGUUGGUCCAACUGUGCGAAGCAAGGGGGAUCGAGGUGGGCGGGACAAAGCCGCAAUUAGCUAAGGCGUUGCUGGAAUGGCGAGAUGAGCAGAGGACAGGAUCUGAAUCUCCCACGUCAUCCCUCUCUUCUUCAUCGCAAGUCACUGCCCGACCCACUUCGCCCAAAACAUCAACAUCCCGUUCGUCUCGCUCGCGGCAUACCACCAAGAAUCGCAUCAUUCACGCGAUCGGCUCCAACAAACACGUCAAAGGCAAGACUACACCUGUACUACUUCGAGACCACGUCCACGCUACCGAUCCCGCUACGCCGCAGCAUAGCGAUGAGGGCAAGCAGGAGAAGGAGUCGGAGCUGAACUUUGACCUGGCGGAACUGGGUUUGGAGGAUAGCAUUAUCCUCCCUGAGCACUUGAUCAAGCUGGAGCGGAUAGGCAGUGGGGGCUUUAAAGACGUAUACGUUGGCAAGUGUAAAGGCCGGAAAGUCGCCAUUUCCGAGUUCCGGAGCCACCUCUCUGAGAUGGAUAUCCGCGAGCUCAAGCUACUCGCCGAAUUCAGCCAUCCCAAUAUCGUGCGGUUCCGGGGCAUAUGUAUACCGGAGGACUCCUCUCAGGUCCAGUGUAUGCUGGUCAGCGAGCUGUGCGAGAACGGCGAUCUUUUCGACUACAUCCGCAAUGUCGGUGCACCAAACCUCAAACGACUCCUUGGCCUCAUGCUCGAUAUCGCCCGAGGACUGGAGUAUCUCCAUACCCGCCGCCCAGCCAUCAUCCACCGCGACUGCAAGUCCUCCAAUAUCCUCAUCAAUCGCGCCGGCCAAGCCAAAGUGGGCGAUUUCGGCCUGGCGCGAGUCAAGACUUCGACGAGAUCGAUGAUCCGGAGUUUGGUCGGUACGGUCAACUGGCAAGCGCCCGAGCUGUGGCAUGCGAGUCCGCGGUAUGACUACAAGGUGGACGUCUUUUCGGCGGGGAUGGUAUAUUGGGAGAUGAUGUCUGGGUGGACGGCAGAUGUUGCGAGAUACCCCUGGGAGGGCAAUAAUGAGCACUAUAUCUAUGAUGUCGUCGGGCAGAAGAGCCGCCGCCCGUCCGUCGCUGGACUACGGAAACAUUGGGGGGCGGAACCCGUCAAUCUUAUGGAGAGGAUGUGGCACCAGGAUCCGGCGGAGAGGCCGACGAUGAGUGAUGUAGUCGCUGAUCUGGAGGCGCUCAUUGCGGAGGCGUAA
Molecule: messenger RNA, 3195 nt
Organism: Dioszegia hungarica
Lineage: Eukaryota; Fungi; Basidiomycota; Tremellomycetes; Tremellales; Bulleribasidiaceae
Product: putative general RNA polymerase II transcription factor
Exons: 10
Coding region: 1-3195 (1064 amino acids)
Biological process (GO): protein phosphorylation
Molecular function (GO): protein kinase activity; ATP binding
Source: RefSeq, a predicted model, not a curated record